Messenger RNA from Adineta ricciae, 1245 nucleotides. Lineage: Eukaryota; Metazoa; Rotifera; Eurotatoria; Adinetida; Adinetidae. The record is from the annotation of a GenBank genome assembly.
AUGGAAAACCAAAACAAUAAGCUUAUUAGUAGAUUAACAAAGCGUUCGCCUCCACAUGAUCGGAUGUCAUUUGAAAGCAGCACUCAGCAAGGCCUACAAGAAAGUCAAGUAUUGCCGUCUCAGGAUUCAACACACUCUGAACGUCAGCGACCGAAUUACCAUACAGUUGUAAUUCGAGGUGAACUGCCGAAGAUUUCAAAAAGCCACAUAGCUGAACCAUCUAAGGAUCUUCCAUCGAACAGCUUUUGGGUAGAUGUGGUUCAUCGUACAAAUACAAACGAUGUUCCAAAUAGAUGUCAUGGGGCGCAAAGCGAUACUACGCAAUACAAACUCCUGUACAGUAAAGCAAAUGGACCUUAUACUCAUUCUGGUGGUAGUCAUCCAAUUCUGACAGCAUUUAUCCAUGCUUAUAAUUCUCAUGAAGACAUUAUUCUAUCACCGGAUGACAUCUGGCUCAUGGUGUGCAUCGGCUUUUCGAAAUAUGUUAAUGAUAAUGCGGAAAAACUUCGUCGCCUUUUUGUUGGUCACCACGGUAAAAAGGAACUGACUGUAAAACAUAUACUUACCAAGCCCGAUUGGAAUCGUUUUUUGGAAGAUAUGCGACAGAAAGUCAACAAUAAUGUCAAAAAUGAUAUUUGUAAUCUCCUCACGAAUAAUUUCUCCACGACUACUCAGCUGGAAUCGCUCGUCUCAUGUGUAGCAAUUAUGACCGCAUUCAAAAAAUACUUUGAUUAUACAUAUUGUGCGUCUAUGUGUGGUAUUCGUAAUGUUCACUUUAUGGGUACUUUGGAUGACUGGAAGCUUUUGCAAGAAAAAACUAGACAACUGCAAUCGUUUACUACGGACCAAGACAUAUUUUUUCGAUAUAUCACUGAUCUAUUACCUAUUCUUAACCAAUUUAUUCAAACAUAUGAGGGCAAAGUCGAUAAUCAAUUCUGGGAUACUAUUUUUGAUUUGGAACAUAGAGGUGGUAUGUCAGGUGUGAAAGAUGGAACUUACGUGAAUGGUUGGUUCCUUCGACUUUGCUACGAAACAUACGGAGCGAGAACCUAUCAUAUGAAAGAUUUUGAACUGAAUUCACUCGUUGUGCCGGUCAAAGUCCAAGAUGAAAAUACAAAUGAAUCAAAAAUGUGCUAUUUUGCUGGAGGCUUUCAUGGCGUUGACUCAUAUGAUGGUAUGCACAAGCCAGUAAUGAGUCUAGCGGUUGUUGAAGAUUCAAAUAGCAUUAAAAAACUUUACGGUUAA